Molecule: messenger RNA, 678 nt
Organism: Cladocopium goreaui
Lineage: Eukaryota; Dinophyceae; Suessiales; Symbiodiniaceae
Source: the annotation of a GenBank genome assembly
AUGGCUCAGACCUUAGGGUGCCAUCUGGUGUUAGACACCCCUGAAAACCGUGCCGAAGUGGCGGCCAUUGUGGCGGCAUGGGAGGUGGCUAAGGAGUUUGUCUCAAAGGAAGUGGAGAUUAGCCUUGAUCAAGGCAGUCGAGAGGGUUCAUGGUGCUUUGUGCGAAUCCGAGACACCCAGUUCGGACUAUUGGCGUUGAAGGCAGAAGAGAUUGAACUGAAUGAGCCAACGGCCUCCCCACUAGACCUGGUCAUCAGCAAGACACCUCGAGCUCACGGAUCCAAUCCUCCUUGGUUGAACAACACGGGUAGCUUCAGCGGCAAGUCCAACUCGCAAGGGUUCAAGGGCAAGGGCAAGGGCAAAGGUGGCAAAUCAAAGGGCAAAGACUCCAGACUUGCUGGAUUGCAGAUGGGCGUGAUCUGUGCUUCGCAUACAAUGGUGGCAACUGCGAUGGCAAGUGCUACAGAGUGCAUCAGUGCAGAGUUAAGGGAUGCUACGGUGAUCAUCCUGCAGUGCAACGCAAGAAUGGGGGAUAAGAACAACAGUGCUUUGCCACAGAGCAGUGCUCCUGGCGCCUCAGUUGGAAACAAGGCACUUGAGACACAGCAACAUGCGACCGUGGUGGACCUGACACGAUUAUCGACUCCGACGACAUGGACCUCCGUUGGAGUGACGUGA